UACGGGGACCCUUAAACCCUAGCAAACCAUUUCAAGGGAUUUCAGAACACAGACAAAAACAAGAGCAGAGAAAGGAGAGGCAGCGAACCAGAGAGAGAGAGAGAGCCGCCACCUUCGCCUUCAACACAGAGAUGCCGAAGUCCAAGCGCAACAGACCAGUGACGUUAUCGAAGACGAAGAAAAAGGGUAGGGAGCACAAGGAGUCUAUUGUAAAUUCGAUAAGGGAGGCUGUAGAGAAGUACAGUUCGGUUUACGUCUUUACUUUCGAGAACAUGAGGAAUCUCAAGUUCAAGGAGUUCAGGGAACAGCUCAAAUCGUCCAGCAGAUUUUUCCUUGGAUCAAACAAAGUCAUGCAGGUGUCCCUUGGUCGAUCUGUUGCCGAUGAGAUUAGACCUGGCCUUCAUAAAGUUUCUAAGCUUCUACAUGGAGAUUCUGGUCUUUGUUGUACCAAUUUACCAAAUGACGAGGUCCAAAGGUUAUUCAACGAGUAUGAGGAACAUGAAUUUGCGAGGACUGGUAGCACUGCUACAGAGAAGGUGGAGCUUAAUGAAGGUCCUCUGGACCAGUUCACACAUGAGAUGGAGCCCCUCCUGCGCAAGCUGGGGAUGCCUGUUAGGUUGAAUAAAGGAGUGGUGGAGCUAGUUUCGGACUUUGUUGUUUGUGAAGAGGGGAAGCCAUUGUCUCCAGAGUCAGCACACAUACUGCGUCUGCUUGGUAUCAAGAUGGCCUCCUUCCGGCUGCGGUUAGUUUGCAGAUGGAGCCCUGAGGGAUUUGAAGUUUAUAAAGAAGGGCUAGAUGAUGACUCAGAUGUUGAAUCCUCCUAGUGUUAUGUUCGUUCAAGGAUCCACAACGAUGACGCCUUCGCCAAGUAAUAGAGUACCGGCAUUUUAGGGGCAUCUCAGUUUUCUUCUGGAUAUCUGCUGUUUAACUCAGAUAAUGCAUAAUUCUAUUUCUCAGUGUCGGUCUUGUUGUACUAUGGCUCCAAUUUUGCGUUCAGAUUUUAUCUUACUAGUCACCGGUUUUAAACCCUAUUCGAGAGACUACCAGUGAUGAGAAUCUUGUACCUUAAAUUCUAAUAAUACCAAAGGAUUAAUGUCCAAGAGAAGGGUAUAUUUUCCAAGAAAA
Messenger RNA from Rhododendron vialii, 1125 nucleotides. RefSeq lists its product as uncharacterized. Gene Ontology annotation, biological process: rRNA processing; ribosomal large subunit biogenesis; nuclear-transcribed mRNA catabolic process. Bases 132 to 824 code for a protein of 230 amino acids. Lineage: Eukaryota; Viridiplantae; Streptophyta; Magnoliopsida; Ericales; Ericaceae. The record is from RefSeq and is a predicted model, not a curated record. Gene Ontology annotation, cellular component: nucleolus; preribosome, large subunit precursor. Gene Ontology annotation, molecular function: RNA binding. The transcript has 8 exons.